UUUCUCUUUUUGUGGGCACCGCAUCCUCAACGGGCCUCAACGAAAAAAACCAGUCAAAUUAAAGGGAAUCCCAAAACAUCUUCUGCGCUUUUCCAAACGGUAAAGGUAGAUGGAGGGCAAUGUAGUCAUUUGAACUCAGCUUCCUCAUCAGAUUUAGGCCACUAAAACGUCGGCGUAUUGCUGGUCGAACCAACUUCAACUUCCAGUCUUCUGUCUUCCCCAUAUAGAGAGAUUUGCUUGUUAAUGUGUGUCUCUCAUUUUUCAAAUUUGUUCUUCUUCGCCCAAAUUUUGGAAACCCUAACAUUUUCGGAUUUUUUCAAGGAAAGUAUCUAAUAAAUUUUGGUGAUUGAGGAAAUCAUAAUGGUGGGAGGAGCACUGGCAGGGUUGCAAGAUCAUGUGAAAUUGGCAAGAGAAUAUGCAGUUGAAGGCCUUUAUGACACUUCCGUCAUCUUCUUCGAUGGCGCUAUUGCUCAGAUCAACAAGCACUUAAACACACUUGAUGACCCUUUGAUUCGUUCAAAAUGGAUGAAUGUAAAGAAAGCAAUUUCCGAAGAAACAGAGGUAGUGAAACAAUUGGACGCCGAGAAAAGGGCUUUUAAGGAGGUUCCUAUGGGGGGUAGACGUCCUAAUUCACCUCCGAUUUCGACCAAGUCAUCUUCUUUUGUCUUUCAACCGCUUGAUGAGUACCCCACCUCAUCUGGUGCUCCAAUGGAUGACCCUGAUGUUUGGAGACCACCAAGUCGAGACACAUCAAGAAGAUCUGCAAGAGCCGGUCCAGGGGGUAUGAGAAAGGGCCCACAAGAUGGAGCCUGGGCUCGUGGAUCUACAAAGACUGGAACCACAGGCCGUGGAGGAAGGACCACUGGCUCUACUAAGGCUACUUCUGCGGUUCGAUCUUCAACUACUGGGAAAAAAGGACCUGGAAAAUCCACAAAAACCGACUCUACGGAUGGUGAUGCUGAAGAUGGGAAGAGUAAAAAAGGUCAGUACGAGGGGCCUGAUGCGGACCUGGCUGCUAUGCUUGAGAGGGAUGUCUUGGAUUCUACCCCUGGUGUGAGAUGGGACGAUGUUGCUGGGUUAAGUGAAGCCAAAAGACUUUUGGAGGAAGCAGUUGUUCUCCCAUUAUGGAUGCCAGAUUAUUUCCAGGGAAUCAGGAGACCAUGGAAGGGUGUUCUUAUGUUUGGGCCUCCUGGAACGGGAAAGACACUUUUGGCUAAGGCUGUUGCUACAGAGUGUGGGACGACAUUUUUCAAUGUUUCUUCUGCCACCUUGGCUUCAAAAUGGCGUGGGGAGAGUGAACGCAUGGUGCGGUGCUUGUUUGAUCUUGCUCGUGCUUAUGCUCCUAGUACAAUUUUCAUCGAUGAGAUUGAUUCUCUUUGUAAUUCCCGAGGGGGUUCAGGAGAGCAUGAAUCAUCCCGAAGGGUGAAGUCUGAACUUCUUGUUCAGGUAGAUGGUGUAAGCAACUCUGCCACUAAUGAAGAUGGCACUCGGAAGAUUGUGAUGGUUUUAGCAGCUACAAACUUUCCAUGGGAUAUAGAUGAGGCAUUAAGGAGACGUUUGGAAAAACGUAUAUAUAUCCCCCUACCUAGCUUUGAGAGUCGGAAGGAGCUUAUACGGAUCAAUUUGAAAAGUAUCGAGGUAGCUCCAGAUGUGGACAUAGAGGAAGUGGCUCGUAAAACAGAGGGAUAUAGUGGAGAUGACCUCACAAAUGUCUGCCGAGAUGCUUCUAUGAAUGGGAUGAGAAGAAUGAUAGCUGGGAAGACCCGCGAGGAGAUUAAGAGCAUGUCUAAGGAUGAGAUUGCUAAGGAUCCUGUUGCAAUGUGCGACUUUUUAGAAGCCAUUAGCAAAGUUCAACCAAGUGUAUCAGCUGCUGACAUUGAAAAACAUGAGAAAUGGUUUUCGGAAUUUGGAUCAGCUUAAAGGAUAAAUUGAUGCGAGCAAUUCACUCAUUUUCUUUACAUUUGUCCAUGUUUGGUGGUUGGUCCUUCCGGUAUUCCUUCUCACUUGUGUACUAUUCAAUUUUCUGACCAGCACUGGAAUGAUCAACUUAUGUAAUAUGACAAAUCACCAGGGGUUCAUACCUCAUUGUUCAUGGUUUAAUUUUUUCGCUGUCGUGGAAGUGUCCAUUGCAAUUAUGUGAUGGAAGGUGCUUAACUUGUAGCACUUGUGUCUGUAACUUUAUCAAAUGAAAUUCCUUACUUUGAAACUAGAGAGUAAAAUUAACAGCAUCGUGUGAGCUCAUGGUUUCAUUCAAUACAAUGUUGCAAUUGGAUCCUA
Messenger RNA from Nicotiana attenuata, 2277 nucleotides. RefSeq names its product katanin p60 ATPase-containing subunit A1. Gene Ontology annotation, cellular component: microtubule cytoskeleton. The coding region runs from base 361 to 1920 and encodes 519 amino acids. Gene Ontology annotation, molecular function: ATP hydrolysis activity; ATP binding; microtubule binding. Lineage: Eukaryota; Viridiplantae; Streptophyta; Magnoliopsida; Solanales; Solanaceae. Gene Ontology annotation, biological process: microtubule severing. The record is from RefSeq and is a predicted model, not a curated record. The transcript has 7 exons.